AUGUCUCUGCAAACACCUUCAUCGUCUUCAUCAGGGAGCACCCCCAUGAAAAACUACAACGGGUUUGCGAGGGUAUUCAAUUCGCCACACACCAUCUCACCGUCGGUCCCACUGCAGGAUGUGUCAGAAAUCAUCGAAGAUGCAGUUCAACAGGCAUUGAGCACUCAACGGAGAGAGCUAAUGGCUGCGAUGACCAAGCAGUGCUACAAACCUAUGCAUUCUUUGACAGCAGAAAUCAAAUCUUUGAAGCACUUCAUUGAGAAACGGCAGAAGCAUGCGCCAGUCCGUUCACUAGAUGCGAUUUUGCUCAGAGUCGUGUUCAAACUGACCAUGGCCGACACUGAGAAGAUGUCCAAAACGAUACCCGCUGAGAGACUUCAGAUGGUGCAGUCGCUAGGCUAUCCUUACGACCAAGCCACAUCUGUUCGGAUAUACCCCAAUCUGAACGAACUAGUGGUCUUUACAGAUUCGCUUCCAGUACAGGAGGAGCUGAAGAAAAAGGAAAGGGUUGCGGCUAUGGCGGGAGCGCUUGGCCUUGAACACAGAUCAUCGAUCAAACUGGACAGCUACUGGGUGAUCUUGCACGAAUACGACCUUCCAGCCGAUUAUCUGAGGAAUUGCAAGAGCCACCUCGAAGAGAUGAAAUCUCAGACUGGUCUCAACAUCAGCGAAGUUAAGUACGCGGGCCAAAAACUCAUGUGGGCCUUCAACACUCCAUCUGAGGCCGUAAAGGCAUGCCAGAAGCCUCUAUACUUUGCAGGAGACCAUGCAAUAGCUAUGGCUUAUGAUCAACGGGCCACACCCUUGUUCUGCAGGAAAUGUGGUGGCCCAGGCCAUAUGUUUGAAAACAAGCAAUGCCCGAAUUUCUCGUUCAGAAAAGACCAAAGCUGGCCGUGUAUCAUCUGUGCCGAAAAUCAUACCUCUGAAGGAGACACCCAAUCGUGUCCAAACAAAGGCAACAAAGCAUCUCACCGCUGCUUGAACUGCAGGAGAGCCGGGCUUGCUGAUGACAAACAUCGCACUGAAUCACACGACUGCCCCGCGCCAAACACAGUCAAAUUCCGCGCAAUCUGGAAAGCCCAGGCUGCAAGUCUUCCUAAUUGGGCAGUGGGCAUCGAUUUUCCAACCACAGAUCAGCUGCGUUCUCAAGUUGAGCGAGGAACCAUGCAACAGCCCAAUGGGCCCAACAAGGUCAAUAGAAAGGGCAAAUUCAAUGGCCCAGUUCAAACGGCCGGGGAGAGUUCCCUCCCAGGCACAACUGUUGUGAACAGGAAGGGUUUGAUGGCACCUAAGAACGCCAAGCAACCGGCAUCGGAACCUGAGGCGAUGGAGGUUGUCGAUAGUGAGUCGAGCGACGAUAAGCCCAAAGACGGGGCUACCCGGAAAAUGGCGAUGCUAGUAUCGUCCCAGAGUUCUCUCGGUUCAAGCUCUGCUAGCACUCCCCGCAAGACUGGAUCCGCCAAUAACCAGACCUCGAUUUUUGGUUGGGUUGAGCGAAUCGGCUCCACUCCCAAGAGUCCCACAAGUACUGCAUCGAGUGCUGGCAACAAAACAAAUGCCAGCCCUUCAGUUCGUUACGGAAGAAGUAGCAAGACCGAGCCCAAACACAAGAAGGGAAGUGCCGCAACUACCAUUAUCGAGGGGAGAAAGAGGGCUCGUGAAGAAUCCGAACCGAGCUUACGGGGCUCUCGUUCCAGGCGCAGAGUUGACAUUGACGACUUUGACACGGCCAGCACUCUCGCAGAGUCCUCUAGCUCCCAAAAACAGGCUACCGACACUGUCGACUCUACCAAAAGACAUGGCAAGGGCAAGGGCAAGGGCAAAGCACGGGUUGAAACGAGAGAAAGCGACGUGGAAUGUGUGGAAGAGUCAGAAUACGAUGGCGAGUCAGCAUUCAUAUCGGAAAGUGAUGAGUACGAAUAA
This is a messenger RNA of Bipolaris zeicola 26-R-13, 1923 nucleotides long. RefSeq lists its product as uncharacterized. The transcript is spliced from 2 exons. NCBI's taxonomy places the organism in Eukaryota, Fungi, Ascomycota, Dothideomycetes, Pleosporales, Pleosporaceae. The record is from RefSeq and is a predicted model, not a curated record. Bases 1 to 1923 code for a protein of 640 amino acids.